Molecule: messenger RNA, 2292 nt
Organism: Laetiporus sulphureus 93-53
Lineage: Eukaryota; Fungi; Basidiomycota; Agaricomycetes; Polyporales; Laetiporaceae
Product: cytochrome P450
Exons: 14
Coding region: 499-2133 (544 amino acids)
Molecular function (GO): oxidoreductase activity, acting on paired donors, with incorporation or reduction of molecular oxygen; monooxygenase activity; iron ion binding
Source: RefSeq, a predicted model, not a curated record
UUGCGAGCUAUCGUGCUCCCCGACCAGAAACAUCGACGAAACCUUUAAAUCGCCUCAUGCAUAGACUCUGCACGUUCCUGCACGACCGACCCACUGAACAACCAUGUCUCGACUAGUCAAAUGACAUACCUCGAUUGGCUCUCCUGCUACACUCACGGCAUCUUUGUUUGGAAAUUCUACUUGUAGUUCCCAUGCGGAUGAUUCCUCCCGUCAUGCAUGUAUGUCAACCGCGAUCCCGGAUCUAUUCUUGUUUCGUGCCGACUGCGAGGACAGAAAAUCGGCGGCCUACGGCAUAGGAUAGUCAGAUGAGAUUACUGAGGAACUGCAGCGGAGACGGCGAUCAUGUUACCCCAUGCAUCGCCACUGUACUAGGGGUAUAAGGCCGUGGGCAUCUCCGAGCUGCGCAAGACCCACUCAUCAACACCUCUCAAAGCACCCAAGCAGACGACGAAAGGAGGAAAUAGGCCUUCCUUACUCACCGCUCUCAACGGUUGCACCAUGAUCAUCCUUUACUUGCUGUCUCUGGGUAGCGCGGUUGUCAUUUAUGUCGUUUGGAAGCUGGUCGCUAUUAUCAUCAAGGACUACAAGUCCUCGCUGCGCUUCAUUCCCGGACCUCCAAACGCGAGCUGGGUCUUUGGUAAUCUCAAUCAGAUUUACGACGCAGGAGGCGAAUCUCUCCACGAGGCAUGGGAGCAGAAGUACGGAAAUGUAUUCAAGUACAAGGAGUGGCUUAAUGGCGAUGCACUCUACACAACGGACACUAGGGCGUUGAAUCACAUCCUCAGUCACUCCAAUGACUAUCAGAAGCCUGCAGUUGCGCGUUUCAACCUCGCUCAGGUUGUGGGCAAAGGCAUACUGUUUGUUGAAGGAGAGCAGCAUCGCCAACAGCGGCGCAUCAUGAACCCGGCCUUUGGUCCAGCGCAGAUCAGAGAAUUGACCGAGAUCUUUGUAGAGAAAUCUAUUCAGCUGAGAGACGUUUGGGCCGAAGAAGUUGCCAAGCAUGGAGAGCCUGCACGAAUCGACCUUAUCAACGGAUUGUCCAAGAUGACGCUCGACGUCAUUGGCCUCGCAGGUUUCAACUAUAGCUUCGACGCACUGAAUAUUGAUGGCAAGACGAACGAGCUGAAUGCUGCCUUCAGAGUUGUCUUCGGCGCUGCAACCGCGAAGCCAUCUGUCUUUGCAAUGAUGCGGUAUCUCUUCCCUCCACUCCGGAUCAUCCCCAGCGCGCGCAUAAGAGCCGUCAGCACCGCCAUGGCAACUAUGAGGAGGAUCGGCAUGCAGCUCAUCCAGGAAAAGAAGGCAGAGAUCGCGCAGUCUCUCCGCGCGGGAGAGAAGGCGAACAGCAAACUCGAGGGAGCGCAAAGCCGCGAUCUGCUUACGUUGCUCAUCAAGGCGAACAUGGCCACAGAUAUUCCUGAAAGCCAGAAGUUGUCGGACGAGGAUGUGCUGGCACAAGUCCCGACAUUCCUCACGGCGGGACACGAGACAACUAGCAACGCAACCGCCUGGUGCCUCUACGCACUCAGCCAAGCCCCCGAGGUGCAGCGAAAGCUACGCGAAGAGCUCCUGGAGGUUUCCACCGACAGUCCGACAAUGGACGAGCUGCUGGCGCUCCAGUACCUAGACGCCGUCGUUCGCGAGACCUUACGCGUGCAUGCGCCUGUACCGAUGUCUGGCAGAGUUGCCGUGAAGGACGACGUUAUCCCGCUGAAUGCCCCAUUCACGGACGUGCACGGGCACGUGCACGAUAGUAUCAAGAUUGACAAAGGAACCAAUGUCGACAUUCCGAUACUUGCUUUAAACAGAUCGAAGGAACUUUGGGGCGAUGAUGCUUUCGAGUUCAAACCAGAACGUUGGGACGCUAUCCCAGAAGCAACGAACAGCAUCCCCGGCGUUUGGGGAAAUCUCAUGACGUUCCUCGGCGGUCCUCGGUCGUGCAUAGGCUACCGGUUUACUCUCGUCGAAAUGAAAGCUCUGGUGUUCACGCUCGUCCGUGCGUUCGAGUUCGAGCUGGCCGUGCCGCUUGAGGAGAUCGGUAGGCAGGCUGCUGCGGUGCAGCGCCCGAUCGUCCUUAGUGAGAAAGAAAAGGGCAGUCAGCUGCCGAUGCUCGUCAAGCCAGUUAGGCGUACUUGAAGAGGACCUAUCGCAUUCAACUGUUGUCAUCGUUAUCGGUCUGCAUUCUAAUGAUGAGCGUGUCACAGUGUACCAUAUUGCGUCUUAACCGUUUACAAUUUCCACCUGUAACCUUCGUAUGCAAUUGAGAUGAGUUUCGUCUCUGAAGUUACUCCCCAC